Molecule: messenger RNA, 9202 nt
Organism: Amyelois transitella
Lineage: Eukaryota; Metazoa; Arthropoda; Insecta; Lepidoptera; Pyralidae
Product: palmitoyltransferase ZDHHC3
Exons: 6
Coding region: 333-1259 (308 amino acids)
Biological process (GO): peptidyl-L-cysteine S-palmitoylation; protein targeting to membrane
Cellular component (GO): Golgi apparatus; endoplasmic reticulum
Molecular function (GO): protein-cysteine S-palmitoyltransferase activity
Source: RefSeq, a predicted model, not a curated record
AGCCGAGCUAAGCCGAGCAAGUAAAAUUUGCUGGAGCGAGCCGCAAAAUCUGAUCUGUCUCCUUUAUUGAUUUCGAAUUAAAUACAUCGCAGUAUCACGUUAAACGUAUAUCUAAUCGUUUAUACUACAUUUUCGUAAAGUUUUGUAAAGUCAACAGUUGGUUCUGCAUUCCUUCUAGCUAUGAAUCAUCAGAAAAUUCAUGCUUUUUGUAGGCUCUGACGCUGUGUUAUCAUGAAGCCUGAAUUUUAUUAAAAAUUACCAUUUCAUAAAUGAUUUUGAACUAAAUCAUCUUCACUCGUAUAAUUUCUUGUGAGGUUUCAAAGAGAAAAUCAAUGAUACGCGAAUUUAAUGACAGUUCUGAGGAUGAUGACAUGGAAAGCCAGUAUCAAGUAGAUCCAGAAUGUUAUUCCACAUCACCGCCGGACCGAGAUAUGCACAACCGGUGCUGCGGCGGCAAGGCCUGGUGUAUCAAGGACAUAUGUGGUAUAAUAUGCGCGGUGCUAACAUGGCUGUUAAUUCUGUAUGCAGAGUUUGUAGUGAUGAUGGUCAUGCUUCUCCCCGGGCUCUCGUCAUAUCCAAUCUACGGCUGGGCAAACAUAUUCAUAUUCCAAAGCUUGGCGUUCCUAGCCUUUGCGUCGCAUUUGAGGACAAUGUUCACCGAUCCUGGCGCCGUUCCAAAAGGCAACGCCACGAAGGAAAUGAUCAGACAAAUGAGUUUUCGAGAGGGCCAGGUGAUAUUUAAAUGCACUAAAUGCUGCAGCAUCAAGCCGGAAAGGGCGCACCAUUGUUCCGUUUGUCAGCGGUGCAUCAGGAAAAUGGACCAUCAUUGCCCAUGGGUCAAUAACUGCGUAGGCGAGAAUAAUCAGAAGUAUUUCGUUUUGUUUACUUUCUACAUAGCUGCAAUAUCAGUCCACUCGUUGACUUUGUCUGUGAACCAGUUCGUGACUUGUAUCCGUCACGAGUGGCGCGACUGCACAACAUACUCCCCGCCGGCCACUGUCGUCUUGCUGCUGUUUCUAAUCGCUGAGGCGUUGCUUUUUGCCAUUUUUACUGCUGUCAUGCUCGGAACGCAGUUGCAGGCUAUUUGGAACGACGAGACGGGCAUAGAGCAGUUAAAGAAAGAGCAAGCGCGGUGGGUCCGCAAAUCCCGCUGGAAGAGUAUUCAAUCUGUAUUUGGACGAUUUUCCUUGCUUUGGUUUUCCCCGUUUACCCAGCCCGCUCCUAAGACGAAGGUGGAAAGCUAUCUGUAUAGUGUUUGAACGGCUUUUUUUCAAAGGGUUUCUUGCAUUCGCGAGGGUUGCCACACCUGAAAGCCGAAUGCUUUUUAUUACAAUUAUUCGUCUUAACUUGAUUUAAGGUUAACGUCAUAAGUUUCUUUAUCAUGAUGUGAAUUUGUUAAAUCCAGUAUAAUAUUAAUAACACUGUAUGAGGUUGCGUUAAAUUAAUUACCCAACAUGAAUUACAUAUAAAUAUUUUAGGAUAAGUUCAGUAAAGGAUAGUGAAUUAAUUUUCCCAAACGUGAAAAGGUUUAUCGAUAAAUCUUUUCUCCUGAAUCCCUACUUCUGAAUAUUUUUUUUCUGAAUGUUUUAGAGUAUUUGUAUUUAAAUUAUGUGGGACUUGUAUUGGAUGAAAUGGAAAUCUUCGCCAACGUGUGUGUGUGAAUGAGUGAUCUUUAAGAAAAAAAGCUUGACUUUUUGUUUGUGGCAAUCUCGAUCAGCUCGCAAUGCAAGCAAUAUUUAUAUCAAUAUUAUUUAUAACUAUUAUUAUUAUGUUAUCAAUUUAAGAGCUAUGAUUUAUUAUCUGUUUAUGUUAAGAUUUAAUUUAAUAUUUAAUGAGACAUCUCUCGGGGAAAAACGACUGACAUAUUGAAUUAAAUGUGUAUAUUAAUUUAGGGAACCAAACGCCUGCAUUUACUUUACUAUACUAAUUGUUACAAAUUAUGUUCACAAAUCUUGUAUUUCUUUUUAAUUAUGAAGAUGAAGUAUAAUUUAUUGACGAUAUAGUUUUGUUUUGACUUGAACAUUUUAGUAUUAUUUUGUAAGAAUGAAUAAGUGAUGAUGAUUAUGUAAUAUGUCGAUUGAAAUAAGUUUUUAAAAAAGUAUAGAUCGUUAGACAAGAUUUGAUGGCCGGCAUUACAGUUUAAGUUAAUGUUUUGAAUCCUACGGACAAAUGCCAAUUAUUUAAUGCAAGGAACCUAUCGCAGACAAAACAUUGUGAAAUCUACACAACUAAGUAUUUGGCUGCACUGGAAGUUAAUCUUCCGUUUAGGUUUUUUCUAUUAUGCGUGAACUUCAAAUCGAAACAAGUUUUUCAAGUGAUGUUAUAUUGCUUAUAAAAUUGUAAUAUCAAAUAGCCUUUCGAAUAUCAAGCAGCAGCGACCCGACGAAUAUCUGUCGUUUUCUAUCGAUACCCAUAAUGGAAAGUAUAGACUUAUGUAUAAGAUCUUAUCGGAUAUCUGGUGUCGCCGCCGCGUCGCUAUUUUUGUUGUGGUCAUUUUGCCUACGUUCUAUAAACUUUUUCAUUAUAAUUACACUGAAAUUAAUUGACGUCGAAUACAUUCAAUAUUAAAUAUGAUUUUCAACAAAAUAUUACUAAUGUGUUUAAGUAAAUUUCUCGCGAAGUACUUCGGCUUUCACAAAAAAAAUACUAUUACGAAGCACUUAUUUUGAAAAAAAAAAAAGACUUCGCAAGAUAAACAAAACUAUGUGCGAAUUUUUUUUAGUUAUGAUGCAAUUCACAUCAUUUGUUAUAUAGUUAUACACCGUAUAAAUUAAUUGGGAGUUCAAAUAGGAACUUUCAUAUUUAAUCCUAAAAGUGCAUACAAAAAUGACUUAUGUGCAAAUUGUGUAAUAAUUAAUACAAGUUAAUGACCUCAAUUUGUGGAAUAAAAUGUUACGCGUGCAGUGCUUUCUGCGUGUCAUUAAUUAUCAGUCAGAGCGGUGAUGAAAUACAAACUUAUUUUCGUAUAACUGUCAUAUUUUUGUUUUUGUCAGUUGACAUUUCUAUAAUUUUGCUACUAUAAUUACUCGUAUAUAAAGACUUUUUGGUCAGCUGGACGAAUUUAUUUUUCAUUUAUGAUACUUUCUUUCUAUACCAAAACGAAGGUGGUGGCGAAGAGAAAAUAUUAAAGGUAAAGCGGUAAAUAAACAAAUAUAAGUAUAAUAUACAGGACAAAUUACACAAAUUGAGUUAGCCUCGAAGUAAGUUCGGAACUUGUGUAACGAGAUACUAACUCAACGAUACUGUAUUUUGUAAUAAAUACUUAUAUAGAUAAACAUGCAAGUCUCAGACCAUUAAGAAAAAGUUUGUUUCUCAUCAUGCCCUGGCCGGGAUUCGUAACCGGGACCUCCGGUGUCACCGACAAGCGCACUACCGCUGCGUCACAGAGGCCGUCAAAUGAGAGAUCAAACUUGAUUAGUCACAACAUAAUUGAAAAAGAAUUCGUGGAAGCAUUAUGUAUGAAUUUUAAGUUUAUUUUCUAUGUAACUUGGAAUUAAAGUUAAUAACUUAAGUAUUUUGCGGCCUGCCUUCAGAUUGAUGUACAAUGUUUUACAAGGUGAUUAUUUAUCAUGAACAACUUUUAGGACAAACUUGUAAAAAAUAUACUCGUCUAUAUCUCGUACGAUAUAUAUCAGCAGUUCGGAUGGCUAUUUUAGAGAUUAACUGGUCAAAGUAGAUUAUAAGAUGUACAUUGACCCUUUUGCGUUACAAAUUACGUAUUUGGGUACUAAGUGUGGCCAGUUAGCAUAUACAAUGGCCACAAUAUAUAAACUUUAUCUAGCUGUCUUUCUCUCUCUUCUGCCGUCCUCCAGCUAAAAGGAGGCUAAGUUUCAGGACCUUAUUUGUAGGUUAGUCGCCUAAUAGUUUGAGGAUGCAAGUCUUUUAGUUAGCACCGCUCUGGUCCGUGUGACAAACUAGUGCGGUGCCACAGUUAUUAAUUAGUAAUUAUUAUAAUAAUUAAUAAUUCAGAUAUUAAUAAAUAUUUAUACAUUAAUUUAUUGUGUUUAUAAUGUUUUUGUGAUAUUUCUUAUAGACAUGUGCUAACUGGCAUUCACUGAAAAGUGGUUAGUCUGCGUUACCCAGUGACAUGGUUAUAGGAUCUCCUUUUAUUUUUAAGAGUUGUUUUUUGUAUUUGGAUGCCCUUGAUCGAGUCCUUUUUAUUCAAAACUUCCUACUAUUAAUGUAGUAUUAGUUCUGUUUUGUAUCAAUUUUCUAGAUUUAUAUAAAUAAGGAACUUGUAGGUUCUUUUCUUGUUUUCUCAUUUCACGUCUUAAACUUUAGAAAUUGUUUAAUAUUGAUCUCGUCGUGUUUUCAUUUCCACGUGUGUAUAUAGAUAAGUGAUGCUUUCUUCGCUUAUUGCAAUAUGAAGUCACUUUGGUGUUAUUACAAUAAGCAUAUGUACUUGUAGAACACGAUAAUUGUAGUAAAUCUGAUCGUUUAUCGGUGUUACUUGAUGUUUAGAAAAACUAAAACAUACAUUAGAACUUCAUGUUCAGGAAAUGAAAAUACCGAGAGUUGAAAUAAAAAAGGUUGAAACCACUAUUCAUGGAUUGUAGAUAAAUCUCUUCAUAUAAAGUAUAAGUUUAUUUUUCCUUUUGAUAAUAUUGGCCAUGUUCUGUGUGAAACUGUAACAUCUAGUUGCAAUUUAAAUAUAGUGAAUAGUCCAGUUAUAGUGAGAUGCACCCUUCUAUGUAUUCAAUAAGAUCUUACGGGUAGAGAUCGGGGGGUGAUGGUUACCUGAAAAGAAUGUUGAAGGACAAAUUUUACUACAAGAAAAGACAGAUUUUGUUGAAAUAAUAAUUAUUGAUUAAAUCAAUAAUUAUUAUUCGAUUUGACGUAACAUUCGAUGCCUGAUCUGUAGUCGUAAGUAGAGAGAGGACUUUAUUUUUCUACACUGCGAACGCCACGUCACAUUUCUUGGGCAUCAAACAGUGACAACGAGGUUUUAUUUAGUUUAGUCUAUAAGGUUUGUCUGUGUAUUAAAAGGUAGUUGUCAUGUAACUAUUGUUGCCUAAUUUAUUGAUUAAAUAAGCCGGUAGUUGCUUGUUGUGAAGCAAAUCAAAAUCACAAAGAAUCUUUAUUUCAUGAUAUUCGGUAUGGGUCGGAGGCAUUAAAUUAUUAUAUUUUUACAUCUCGUAUUGUUACCUAGAAUGAAAAAUAUUUUAGUAUAGCAUAAAUUGGGAGCAUCUUUAUCGCUUCGUUAAAUUUAAAAUUUGAAUGGUAUGUUUAUAAUUUUAAUAAUAUCUCUGUCAGUGUUAUGAAAUUUAAAAAAUAAUCGAGGCUUGCUUUAUAUUUAAUUUUAUUAAAUAUUAAAAAGAAAAUGGAAACUAAUUAAAUCUACCUCUUAGUGGAGGUUUCCCAAGACAACUUUACAAUUGACAUUUAAUAUUCGUCUAUGUUAGUGCGUGACCAUAUAAGCCCAGUCAAUAGUUUAAUAUUUUUAAUAUUUUAAUUUAAAACUAGUAUAAUAAUCUGCUAAAUUCACUUCAAAACUAAUACAAAACACGAGUGUCGUGAAACUAGCCUUAAGGUAUCUGACUCUAAAUAUAUUUGCCACACGUAAUUAGAAUGAAGUUGUGACCGCACUAGUCGUUGCUGUUACUACUGGGGUGAGUUACUUAAACAAGACGUUUCACGCCGCGCGUUGCACACUGAUUAUUUGAACAAAUUAGUAACACUAGUGUUACCAUGAUCUAUGUUUAUUGGUAAUUAAAUUGCGUUGUAAGGCCUAACUAAUUUUUUCAGCAACAACAGAAUAUUAUUAAAUAUUUUAAUAAACAUUGGUUUUUGUAAUAUAACGUGAAAGGUUUUCGUGAGUUAUCAGUCUUACGAAAUUGCGUAUAUUUAUUUAUUAUAGUAUGUAUAAUGCUUAUUAAUGAUGGUAAGACUAAGUGCACAUUUUCCAUAGGUAGUGCAGGCGUGUUUAAAUUAGGUAAGAUAUAUUUUUUAAAUGUAAUGUCUUGGUAACACUACCGACAAAAUAUGUUGACGAUGGUCUUUAUGGAUUAUAAAGUCACAUUUGCAUCUUUUGGCCUACACCAAAUCUGUGCAUACAGAAACUCAUCUAUUUGCAGGAAUAUCGAUGUUAAUAGAACGUAUUUAUAGAGCACUGAAUUGUAUACAAUAUAAUUCAUAUAAGUUAAAAAAUAACAAAAUUAUUAUUAAAAGGUACAGUUCUUACAAAUUUGCGAACUUGAUGGUAAUCAUGGUGGCGCCAGAGAAAGGCACUCGUGUCAAAGCAAAAAAAAAUGAAACAAGGGAUAAUGAGCACAGUUUCAUAAAUCGGAAAUAUAAACAAGUUUGCAAUAAUAAGUAAAAUAUAACAAUAGUGUACCCCUUUUUCUAGCUUCAAGAUUACUUAUAACUACUAGAUUUCAAUAGGGCUACAGGGAUUGACAGGUUUCCAUCUAACUUACCUUUCUACUUCUGAUCAAAGUCAGACCACGGUUCCUCUUCAGGAAUUACGUAACUUAGAUAAAUUCCAGAAGGUAACUCUUUGAAAUUAUGCUUUUGGCACUAAGUGAAGGUAGAUGAUGGUAUGGUUAAUGUGACGAUAGUGUCGAAAGCGGUUUGAAAACCACAUAGAAUUGGUAAACAUAUGUAUGACUAUAGAGUAGUCUUCAUUGGUGAAUGUGACGUCACAACUUAAAUUUGUGACACUAUGUUUUCAUUUUGCAUUAUAUUAACAUCUCCCUCUUUCUGUCUUUGUCAAAGAGAAAGAGAAUAGAUAAGAUUUACUAUAUCAAGCUUCGUGAAUAGACCCCCAGAGUGCCGCACUCUGCGCCGAACUUUGUUAUAUUAUCUAUGCAUCAACAAAAGUUUGGUACAACUAUGAACGAUGUUCAUAUAAAUUGUACAAAUUUAAAAAAAAAUAAAACAGAUUAGUGAAUUAGACAAGGAAGUAGAAUUUUUAUGUUAUUAGAUGAAUAGUUAAGUUUCAUCUUAACGCUUUCCGCUCUGUUGCUUUGGUGUGAGAUUAAUGUGUUAGCAUAAUGUACCUACUACAUCUAUCUAAUAACAACUAAAUUUUGUGUCUUAUUGAAAAACUUCAUACCAUUACUUAUCUCUGAUGGUAAUUCUUAUUGCAUAUCUUAUCAAAUCGUACAAAAUUUAUUCAUAAACACAAGAAAUCCUAAAAAAUUUAACCAUGUAAGUGUAACAAAACGUAAUAAUAAGAGAAAAAUUAACUUAAUAUUUAUAAAAAAAUCAUACUCGAUUAUAAAAUUAGUAAAUCGUUAUCUACUCUUAUAACCUAAUGGAAUUUAGUGGUAUCCCAGGGGUCAUAAAGCUCACAUUGAUCUAAUCUAUCGCUUAUUUGAUACUCUCUUAUCGCACUAAGUGUAUUUUGAGAUUAUCUCACCCUCGUCCUCCUCGCACAGGGUUUAGAGCGUCGGUGGUUGAAUCGGUAAGGUGCCCGGUUAAAAUGCGUGUUGCGCAGUAAGCCCGGUUCGAAUCCCACGGCCGGCAUAUUAGUUAGAGUACUAACCGACGCUCUUACGGUGGGGGAAAACGUGUGAAAACCUGCACAUUCAGGCAACUGGAUGUGUAACCAUGAUCGAUCCAAUACGGGUUAGUUUCCCCUGCAAAUGUUGCAGAGGUUAGAAAGGUUUAGGUGUAUAAACCUGACUCAUCCAAUCGAGGAUCCAUGGUCAAAGGCAUACCCCGGGCUCCUCUUCAGAGUGGUGAGGAUGCAACAGGGAAUAAAGCCAGGAGGAAGAUGACUCGUGCACAGUGGUUGUGUAACACUUGCUAUAGUCGUGUGCUAGUCAUUAUUCAAGUUCAACGCGUCUUUUGUAUUCUAAGCGUUUCAGGUAGGGCUACGAAAGAUGCGAUAGGUACGAAACUGGGAAUUGAUUGCGGAAUUUACGUAAUAAAAAUAACUAGUGAUUGCGAUCAAUAUGGGCUAUUGAGACGCACUCCGAAUCAUACGGCGGUCAUUGAACGAUUGUAAAAUCAAAAUAGAGGUUUGAGAAUAAACGUGCCUUCUGUGUCACAAUUCAUGAAUGAGCUUUGCUCGUCCUUUAAACACUAUCUUUUGAUCAUCACUAAAGACUUAAUAAACUAGUAGACUAAAGUAUACUUUUUAACCUGUAAUUUGUUCAUCGUAGCAGUGUCGCUGAUAAAGCGACAAAGUUACUAGAAGUAUUCAAAAGGUUAUAAGCUAUUUUAAGAAAUUUGGUGAAUAUUUCUUUUUAAUUGUAAAUUGUUUACUUUACUCGACCGAUUUGAAUAACUUAAAACAAAGCUUAUUUUAAAUAAAUAUGGAUUAUUUCACUAAGAAAAUUAAUUAAAAAAUUUCAUUGUAAUGUCCAAUUACCUUCUGAAUAUAUGAGGAACUCUUCUUGAUUGGACUGGAUGUUGAAUGAGUUUUUUUUUAAUAUAAGUAGGUAUAUGAUUAAGUUUAAUAACAAGAAAUUUACUUUGAAGCAAGCUCAAUCAGUGUGAUUUUUCCUUAUAUUAGGUAUAUAAAAGUCUGUAUAAAUAUUUAUAGGAAGAUAUGGUGACGCAUGCUGAAUAAGUUUUCGUGGAAAAAUAUGUAGCGAAUAAAAAAAUACUUAUAUUACAAGUAUGACAUUCUAUAAAAACUAGGACGAAAAAAUCUUUUAUCUGUUAAGAUGUUUUAGUUAGAAAAAAGUUCUUCAGUAUGCUUUACACUGCGCACCCUUUAAAUAUUUGUACCUACUUAAAUUGUGUGAACCUUGCGUUACCUACGCACUUUACUCUUAUAAUUAUUUAUGUUGUUUUUAUGAUUAUUUACAUUUCAACGUUAACAAACUCUCAGAUUUAAAUGUGGACUAGCUUGAGGACUUAAGAUGUUUGUUUUAUAUUCUAUACUUUAUCUUGACUACACCAGUCUAAAGACUACGCAUCAAAUGCUUUAGUGUGCACACUAAAGAUGGUAGAUACCUAAUAAGUAAAUGUUAGUUUAAAAUAUACAAGUAAUAUGAUGUAUUUCUAAAAAUAAGCUAUUACAGAAAAAUGUAUUAAUUUAUUGGCCCAAAACUAUUGUAAACUUUAUUUAUUAAUUUGAUGUUAUUUUGUUGGCAUUUGUUGUGAAUAACCUAGUUGUAACAACGGUUAGGAUAAGAUAUCUGUAUAUCUCAAACUCGAAACAUAAUUAAACCAUUCUGAAUGUCCUUUAUCUAUUUGAAUUAAUAUAAGUUUUUGAUGGGAUUUAUUUUCAUUAAAGAUGAUUGUGACA